Messenger RNA from Musa acuminata subsp. malaccensis (wild Malaysian banana), 1489 nucleotides. Its product is annotated as protein REVEILLE 3. Gene Ontology annotation, molecular function: DNA binding. The record is from RefSeq and is a predicted model, not a curated record. NCBI's taxonomy places the organism in Eukaryota, Viridiplantae, Streptophyta, Magnoliopsida, Zingiberales, Musaceae.
CUUACCUUCUCUCGCGACGCCUCCCUCGAUCCCUAUUUCUUUUUAUGGUGUUUGUUCACGCCAAGGCAAUCCGAGGCAGCAGAGAAGCAUCACCGAAAUCCGCCGCCUUCUUGCCCCCCGACCUCCCCUCCCCCUCCAUGGCCCUCCCGGGCGCCGCCGGCCCCCUCGCCGCCUCCUCCGCCCCCGCUGCCGCUGCUGCCGAGGACCCCAGCAAGAAGAUCCGCAAGCCCUACACCAUCACCAAGUCGCGCGAGAGCUGGACCGAGCAGGAGCACGACAAGUUCCUCGAAGCCCUCCACCUAUUUGAUCGUGAUUGGAAAAAGAUAGAAGCAUUUGUUGGUUCAAAGACAGUUAUUCAGAUUAGGAGUCAUGCACAGAAGUACUUUCUGAAGAUUCAGAAGAACGGUGCAAGUGAACAUGUGCCUCCACCUCGACCCAAGAGGAAAGCAGCACAUCCAUAUCCACAGAAAGCCCCUAAAUAUGCUCUACAGAUAUCUCAAGGCACCACUCCACACCAGGCUUCCUGUUUGCUUGAACCACAUUCUGCUUUUGGAAUAGAUACAUCUUCCAUGUCUAGAAACUCUAACACAAAUGAAGCAGUUCCUUCUGGGCUUAACAGUUCUCUCCAUCCUGUUAGUGCAUCUCAUCUGACAUCAGAUGAUAUGGGGCAUGCUGGAAACUUGGUGGUGAAAAAUUGCUGUUCUAGCAGCACAAUAAGUCCUGUAACCUGGCCAACUUGUGAAAUGGCUGACCAUGAAAAUCAUGUCACAGCUCUUCGUGUUAUGCCGGACUUUGCUCAGGUGUACAGCUUUCUCGGAAGUGUCUUUGACCCCAGCACUACUGGUCAUCUGCAAAAACUGAAAGAGAUGGAUCCAAUUGAUGUUGAAACAGUAUUGUUGUUGAUGGGGAAUUUAUCUAUCAAUCUGACCAGCCCUGACUUUGAAGCGCAUAGAAAAUUACUUGCAUCAUUCAGUGGUGGCACAGAGGACUUGGAUUCUGGUAUUGCUAACAACCUCACUUGUGAAACUGUUGCUCCAUUAUGGUGAAAGGUGAAUGAAUGGUAAUUAUGCAGUCUCGAAAGCUAUGGAUUGUACAUCAAUCAUUUUUCCAAGGCUGUGAAGGUUAAACCGAUGAUUAUAUCAAGUGAAGCGAUUGUACCACUACUGGUAUUAGCUUUUGCUGAUACAGUAGCCUUGAUAUCAUAAGAAUGAGGGGUAGUCAGAUUUUUUUUUAAUGCUUCAACCGAUCUUGGCCAGUUAUUAAUAAUCCGAUUUGCCGGGAUAGAGUGUUGUUUGUGUAUAUAACAUUUUGUUAGAUCCAUGGUAGCUUUUUUAUGAUUUGCUAGGUUUGGGAGUAAUAAGGUGAUUCCUUCAUGUAUCUAUAUAUCCUGGUUUGUUUUUCCCAGCUUGAAGGAUCUGUGACCUUGGAGCAUUGAGAUGCUAAAAUUAUUUGCCUAAUAUAUCAUGAAUAAAGGCAAGUUAUUAUGGAA